This is a messenger RNA of Panicum virgatum (switchgrass), 1064 nucleotides long. Its product is annotated as blue copper protein-like. The transcript has 2 exons. Bases 206 to 817 code for a protein of 203 amino acids. Gene Ontology annotation, cellular component: plasma membrane. Gene Ontology annotation, molecular function: electron transfer activity. The record is from RefSeq and is a predicted model, not a curated record. Lineage: Eukaryota; Viridiplantae; Streptophyta; Magnoliopsida; Poales; Poaceae.
AGAGGGUUCUUGGCGUGCGCCACAGAUCGAGGUCCGUCUCCAGGGCCAGGCAGCUAGAACAGGGCAACAGGCGGCACCAGCUUAGCUCGUCGUCACUCUCCUCCUCAGUCCUCACCACCCACCUACCACUCCCCUCACUGCUAAUAGAUAGCUCAUCUCAGCUCGUCUUUCCUUGCUCCAGCCAGCUCCAUCCACCCAACCAACCAUGGAGAUGAGGGUGGCGCUGGCCCUGCUCGUGGUCGCCGUGGCGGCGUCGCAGCUGCCGUCGGCGGCGGAGGCGGCCAACUACACGGUGGGCGACGACAAGGGCUGGAACCCCGACGUGGACUACACGGCCUGGGUCAAGAAGCACAAGCCAUUCUACAAGGGGGACUGGCUCAUCUUCGAGUACCAGACGGGGCGUGCGGACGUGGUGCAGGUGGGCGAGGUGGGGUACGACAAGUGCGACAAGGCCGGCGCCCUCAGCAGCUACAGCAAGGGCACCUCCUACGCCUUCCAGCUCAAGGAGGCCAAAGACUACUACUUCAUCUGCAGCUACGGCUACUGCUACACCGGCAUGAAGCUCCACCUCACCGCCAAGCCCUCCGGCACCUCCUCCGGCAAGCAGAGCGGCAGCGGCUCCUCCGAUGGUUCCUCAUCUGAUGAUGAUUCCUCCUCUUCCAAUGACUCCUCCGACACGCCCUCGCCAUCCUCCAAGAAGGCCAAGCCCAAGUCGUCGUCCAGCGCCGCGCCGCCGUCCAUCCUCGCCGCCACCCCCUACGCCGCCAUUGCUGCCACAGGCGCCGCCCUGCUCCAUCUCCACAGGAUUGUUCUGUGACUCUGACUCUGAUCCAUUCAGAGAUCAGGCAGAGGUCGAUUGUUCUUGCUUCCAUUUUCCUCUCUCUUUUUUCUCUACCUCUCUCUCAACUUAUAGUUUUUCUUUUCAAGUGGAGUUUGGUAAUGCUGCUACUGUAGUAGUAAUCGAGUUGUUAAGAUGCGAUUUUCAAACCAGGCUAGCAUAAUGUCAAGUGUGAAGAGCUUCAUUUAUUUUAUUUAUUUAGACUGAAUUAUCAAAUCUUUAUUUA